AUGUAUGGUCCUAUUUGUCGCCCCAGACGUCAGGGAGGGCGCACGCACCUCUUCCUCCCUCCUCCUCCUCGACGGUACACAAGACGCUCAAGUCUAAUAUCGGGAAGUGCACCAACCUGUUUUACCAGAGUUAGUACAUUCUUCUUUCUGAUCGCGUCGGUGUUCGCCGAGUUCACCAAGAGCGGUAAUGGAGCCAAUUGGGCUCUUUGCGCAAUUCGACAAGUAGUUGACCAUUCAUCGUCUCUGAGCAGCGUCUCGGUGUCGGAGUGGACUACGCCAGAUGGUUCAGCUGAGAACCCCAAGAACCCACUGAUGACUCCUCCUCCAGCGGGUUAAUUGCUUGGAAUAAUAAAUUUAACUGAAG
Procambarus clarkii (red swamp crayfish) is the source of this 364-nucleotide messenger RNA. The record is from RefSeq and is a predicted model, not a curated record. Lineage: Eukaryota; Metazoa; Arthropoda; Malacostraca; Decapoda; Cambaridae.